This is a messenger RNA of Mercurialis annua (annual mercury), 2152 nucleotides long. Its product is annotated as zinc finger CCCH domain-containing protein 13. The record is from RefSeq and is a predicted model, not a curated record. The coding region runs from base 618 to 1934 and encodes 438 amino acids. The transcript has 11 exons. NCBI's taxonomy places the organism in Eukaryota, Viridiplantae, Streptophyta, Magnoliopsida, Malpighiales, Euphorbiaceae. Gene Ontology annotation, molecular function: metal ion binding.
AAAGAGGGUCGCUGUCAUCGCCAUAGCUGCUCCUUUGCCCAUGGAAAUGCAGAACUUCGUUCAUUUUUCCCUUCUUCCAACGAUGCAACUAAAGUAUCUUCUACAGAUGUAUGGUACGGGUUGUAUGAUAUCAGCAGCAUGACUUUCAGAUUCAUAGUUGAAGAUAUCAAAUUAUAGGACUAAUACUUUUGAGUUUUGAUGAUCCUGGCUUUGAUAUGUCACCUCGUUUAUCUACUUCGUCUUCCAAACUGCAAUUAUUUUGAUGAAUGCUUUGUAUUAGGUUUCUUGGAGUUCAUGUUCUUCUAUGAUAUUGAGAUCACAGUUUGAUUUGGUGAAAUUCUCAAAAUGUUAUCCUUUAUAUGUUCCACCAUGCAUAUUGGCGGAGUCAUGUGUCUGCAUCAUGUCACAUUAUCAGAGGGAUUAUGCUGUUCGUGUGGAAGUUAUUUUCUGAAGAAACCAAUUCUUUUUCCAUAUAAUAUAGGAUUUUUAUUAUAUUCCAAUAUGGAACAAGGGAGAUCUCAAUAGUUAUACAAUUAUGUUGCCUGUCAAUGUCAUAUUGCUCAAGAAGAAGAUGGAGUAUAUCAACUAUUCUUGUUUCAUUCUACUUUGUUGUUUGAAUGGUUCUUCCUGUUUUGCACACGGUGAAGUAUGUUUCUAUUCAUUACAUGAGAGAAUAUUUUCAUGGCCCUUUUGGAAUUGGCAAGCAAGGCACUAUCACCGUUCAUUCUUAUUUUAGUCUUUUUGAUCCAUGUGAUGGUAAGCAGGACCAUCGAGUUGGUGACUUGAGGGAUAAGCUUGACAAGAGGUUUUCUCCAAGGCAUAGAUAUUCUCCAGCUAGAGAUGCAGGAGUCGAGAACAAUGAUGGAAAACGUCGGAGAAACAUGCAUUUUGACGGCCAAAGUGACUUUUCCGGAAGUUUGAAAAGCUCAGAUGGAACAGGAGAUCAAGUUAAAAGAAGAAAAAACCCAUCAACUGAUUCUAGAGUGCCUCAUAAGGAGCAGCUAAAAGAAGUGCGCUCAGAUAUUAACAUGCUUGAUCAGCAAAAAACUCAAUUAAGGACCUUAGUGCAAGAGAAAGUUGAAGAAGCAGAAGUUCUUACUUCCAGAAUUAGGGAAGUUGAUGCUCAGUUGUCAAAAGAGAAAGAGGCAUGUAAAAGGACCAUUUCGAAAAUGAAGAAGUUUGUCAAAGCACAUAAGCAUUAUGUGAGGAUUCAAGAUGAAUUAAAAAGGUCUCAAAGCCGACUUCAGAAGUUGGGAGAUCAGCUCGACUCUGACAUCACUACAACUGAUUGCAAUGAAGAGGAUUUAAGCAUCAAUUUUGUCAGUGAUGAAGAGUCUCCUGUUUACCAUACUAUCAGUCCUAGGAAUGAGGUGCAAAAAAAUUCUUAUCUUUGUGAGGAAGGGUUGCAUGCUAAACUUGAUAUUGGAGGAGAACUUAAAAAAGCAAAGUUGACCACAGGUGGAGGAGAUCAUGCAGAAACUAUGACAACGGCAAAGCCCUUUCAAUUGAAUGCAUAUUCUGCACAGUUGGAUGUUAACAAGGAAGUAAUGAUGGUGGACGAUGGGAAUGAUAGUGAUCAGCCUAGAAGAAAUAAAGGCAAACAAAAGAGAAAAAAGAGUGUUUCUAUAUCCUCAGUAGAUAAGAUUAAGGGCCCAGGGGUCGGACCUAUGGCACCAUCAACCAGCAUGGCUGCUCAUGCAAUUGACGAACUAGUUGAGGUUGAAUUGGAGGAGAGUAUUGAUGUGGCUGAAACUACUACAUUGGAAAUCGACAAAGGUGCUGCUAAAUAUGGGGUCACAACAAGGUUGCCAUUUCCACUUCCUCCACCUCCACCACUCCCUCAGACUACUUAUUCAGAGUACAAGGAAAAAGCUGCGAACGUGGACGCGGAAGGGCUUGACGAGGACGAAAUGGUUGACGUCGACAUUGUUUGAUAUGACAAUGGCAGCUGUGUAGCAUUGUUACACUUUGCAAGAGAUGGAAUUACAGAUUGAUGAGCUUCAUGUACAUAUUCUGCGUUAGAAAACUUUGAUUUUUGAAAAUCUAGGUCUGCUAAAUUAGAGAAUCAAAUUUGGCAACUCCUGGUUAAUGUAUUUUGAAAUGAUAUUAUCAAAUUAUAAAAUUGCAGUAUAUCUGAUGAUUUUAUUUUGUA